CCCCAGUAAAAAGAAGAAGAAGGGCGGAACGCAACGCUCGAAUGAUCCCCAAUGGUAGUUGGUGGUAGGUCGACCACCGUGGAUUCACCAUGAGCAGAAAGAAGCUUUGAACUACAAGCUAUGUCUGCCACUCAUCUUCGCUGGGCUUUGAGCCUUGCAGCAAGGCGAGCGGGCCCCAGCUGGACCGCCUCACCCAGGGCUCUUCCAACGUGCGGGGAGGAGAAGGGCUUCCUGCGUGGCCCCCCCACCGCCCCUCCGGGCCCCGGGGGCCACUUCUCGACGGAGGCCGGAGAGACCCCCCCGGCCGCCGUCGUGCCCCCUCCCAAGAAGAAGAAGCAAGACCCCAAUGCGCGGACCACUAUCAACAGCGUUGGCCGCAAGAUCCACCUGCGGCUCCUGCAGGUGAUGGGCGUGGGGGGGGAGAGCCUGGGCAACAUGCACCGCAGCGACGCCAUCCGCCUCAUGGACGAGCAGGGCCUCAAGCUGGUGCUGGUGGACGACUCCGCCGACCCGCCCCUCUACCAACUGAUGAGCGGGAAGCAGAUCCACGAGGAGCAGCUGAAGCUGCGCGAGAAGCAGAAAGCCAAGCCCGCCGCUGUUCAGGUGAAGGAGCUCACCUUUUCCUCGGAUAUCGCCUCGCAUGACCUUUCGACGAAGCUGAAACAAGUCCAGAGCUGGCUAGAAAAGAAGAACCACGUGCGAAUCACACUGCGGGCCAAACGCACAGCAUCCAAAGUCGCCCUGGACCAGACCCUGGACGACAUGGUGCAGCAGAUGCCGAUGACGGUGGGCUUCGUUGCCAAGCCCAAAGUCAUCAGAGACGGCAGGGCCAUGUGCAUUCUCCGCCCGCCCUCCGCCAAGGAACUGGCGCCUCAGAAGGAGAAAAGCAAACCGCAACCACCGCCGCCAACAGACGCUACACCACAGUGCAGCGAGCCCGGAACGCCUCCCGAUAGCCCUGCUGGCCCUGCUGAUGCAUCAAAGUACCAGGCAUAACAGUAGCCCGAGAGAAGGUCUAUGAACGUUUCGGUCAUUUUGAGAGCACUCUACUAUAACGCUACUUUGUGAAUUAUUGUACGAGGGUCAUGUACAUUGAGGUACACGUUUGGUUUUAUCACCAUGCUGUGUGGAGGAAGAAAGGUUGGCGAUAAAAGUUGUAUGGGAUCAUUCAUUGCACUUAAAUAGUUCCAAAGUCUGAUAAAGGAACUAUCUGGAAAGACGACGGGCGAAAUGACGCCCUUCGAGUAUUUUUGUGUGUAAAUGUAAAUGUCCAGUUCCUUGUGUGGAAUCCUGCCUAAAUAGAAAGUCUGGCUAAGCAGUGGUACUUGGUUCAGGUUUCUUUUGUGUAUAUUUUCUGAUUGAGGUCUGACGGAGCUCUGCAGAAGAAGGAAAAUCAAAUUGCAAAGAUGAAAUUAAUAAUAAAUUAUGAAUAAAUAAAUAAAUAAUUGGGUUAGAAUGGACAGUUUCUACCAAGAGGUUUGUUAAUUAAUGAGACUGAGUUGCAAAGGUUAAUUAACGCAUUUCAAGGUAAAGUCGCCAAUGCAAUAAAUAAGGCCUACAUUUUACAUCUUUAUUCCAGAUUUAUUUUUUCAUGUUUUGUAAAAAAAGAAAAGGGAAACAAUUUUGGCAUUCAGAUACAUUCAACUGUCACAUUUAAAUGUGUUUGACUGAAAUACUAGUUUCACAACCCUUCGAGUGUAGCAGUACUUUUCCCUCGGAAGCGUGAAGACUCUGUCUUAACGCAUUCAACUUAAGCCGUACUAUCUAUUUCUACGUAAAAAAAGUGGAGAAAUAUAAAGGAAACAUAGGCACUGCAAGGUCCGUUAAGACCUUUUCCAAGGAACGAUAUUUCUGUUUUCAACGAUUGCUAAUGAAAAAGCGACUUCACUAGCAUGCAUGUGCAAUAUUUGUCAAUAGGCCUCGAGUACUUUGAACGAGGAGAAGGGUUUGACAAAGUGGUAGUCCAGGUUUCCGCAGUGGGGGCACUGUUGCACAUUGCUGUAUUCUGAGAAGUACUGCAUUCCCACCCGCACGUCCACCACUGGCUUGCCACAGUGCUUGCAGUU
Molecule: messenger RNA, 2066 nt
Organism: Gadus chalcogrammus (walleye pollock)
Lineage: Eukaryota; Metazoa; Chordata; Actinopteri; Gadiformes; Gadidae
Gene: mtif3
Product: mitochondrial translational initiation factor 3
Exons: 4
Coding region: 121-996 (291 amino acids)
Biological process (GO): mitochondrial translational initiation; ribosome disassembly
Cellular component (GO): mitochondrion
Molecular function (GO): ribosome binding; translation initiation factor activity
Source: RefSeq, a predicted model, not a curated record